This is a messenger RNA of Colletotrichum orchidophilum, 1578 nucleotides long. RefSeq lists its product as uncharacterized. The transcript has 2 exons. Bases 1 to 1578 code for a protein of 525 amino acids. NCBI's taxonomy places the organism in Eukaryota, Fungi, Ascomycota, Sordariomycetes, Glomerellales, Glomerellaceae. The record is from RefSeq and is a predicted model, not a curated record.
AUGGCACCAGAGUAUUGUCCGGCCAUGGAGGAUGUAGAACACACGCUUUGGGAAUCGGCGACGUCUCGCAUUUACACCAUCGGCGAGCUUGACAUGGGAAACCCACGAGCGAGCCGUAAAUCUACAGAGCAGUGGGCAGGAUUGAAGGCGAUCAUCUGCAAGAAAUACAAAACUCAAACUCUUGAAGAGUUGAUCAAAUUCCUGAAUGAAGAGCAUCGCUUCGUCGUUACUAAGCGCCAGCUUGUCUAUCGACUGGGCAUCUGGAAAUGUGCAAAAUAUAAUCAAAGUCCCAAAGGCUCCUCCGAAGAGAUUGAAAAUGCCGACGACAACGAGAUAACCGACACUUUGGGUGCCAUAUCCCUCUUCGAAGGCGAAUCUUACGCGGACGAUGGAAUAACCCAUGACAUCCAAGCAGCGAACGCAAUCUUCGCAGCCGCCGGUGGUGUCUACGCUUGGGAGGCAUACAAUAAAGACUUUUUUGACAACAUGGAAGAUACAAACAGGCUUGUAGCUCUUUGUCGAUCGGCCGAGACUAUCGAACAGUGUCGAACAGCAUUGGCGCUCCUGGAGUCCCGGAUCUUGCAGCCCAGCGGUCAUCAGGUAGGAUUUUGGUGCUUACUCUAUGUACAUGUUUUGGAAAGCAUGAACGACGAGAUGAGGAGUGGCAACAACUUCUGUACAUUGGAAAAUCCCAUCAAAGAGAAGUUGUGCGCUGCUGUUCAGUCAACUCUCGCCGACUCUGGGGAAGGCUUCUUCCUCAAGGAAGACGGUUCUGUCGAUCUUUUUGCGUUUCAUCUUCUAGACACCGUGUGUGAGAAAUACCAUACGCUUCUCUCGGAGCCGGAAGAGGAAAAUCUCCAUAACAUGCUUGACAGCAUACAUGGCUGUGUUCUCUCGGCGUACGAUGGCGGGAUGAUGUCCAGGGCUCUGGCCACGCUGAAGCAGUGCGCGGAGUGGUGUCACCUGACGCUGGGCCAAGUCUCGAGCGACCUUGACCAGACGCGGCUACGUAUCUGCUCUGCUCACAACGAGAGCCAGAGAGACUGGAAGACGUACAUUGAAGUCUACGGAACGCUGUGGUACCGGCUGAUUAUGCAGCAGCUUACCGAGCAAGAAGCAGAACAAGUCGGCGGCGGCGGCGACGCGGGGGGGAUUGAAUGGUCGCGCAAUGCCCGGAGGGACCUGGGUAUCUCGCACGCGGAACUGCUGUCGUGCGUGUGCUGGGUCGUGGUGACCUUCGAAAGAAGCAGUGCCGCGGAUGUCCCGGGGGCGGCCACGACCGGGCAUGACGGACCGGGGCUCGAUGAUGAUCAUGAUGAUGAUUCUCCCGAGAGCUUGUUCAGACGGGUACAGAUCCCGGCCUCCAGGGUGUUGCACGCCAGACCGAGCGUGUUGUGGGGCAUGUUCCUGCGUGCUUUCAAAGAGUUCAACGACCUUACGAUCACGGACGGGGGAGACGGUGCCGACGCUUCGAUGACAGCAGAAUAUGGGCUUUUCAGAGAUGAGGUCAUGGGCGAGUUUGAGAGGUUUGUGAGGGAUGCUCUGAAGGAGUUUGAGAGGUUUGCGAGCGGGGGAUGA